Messenger RNA from Nakaseomyces glabratus, 4695 nucleotides. RefSeq names its product Ras family guanine nucleotide exchange factor CDC25. The record is from RefSeq and is a predicted model, not a curated record. Gene Ontology annotation, molecular function: guanyl-nucleotide exchange factor activity; protein binding. Gene Ontology annotation, biological process: positive regulation of GTPase activity; Ras protein signal transduction. Gene Ontology annotation, cellular component: plasma membrane. NCBI's taxonomy places the organism in Eukaryota, Fungi, Ascomycota, Saccharomycetes, Saccharomycetales, Saccharomycetaceae.
AUGUCCAGUGAGUCAUUGGCGCAGGAUGGGCACGAGCUGACCACUGUGUAUCCUAUGGAUGUGGUUGUGGUGCAGUUUGAGUUCAAUGCUGGCAACAAGAAGGAGAAGUACCUGAGCAUGCAGCCUGGCGACACGGUGUAUGUGCUUGCGAAGGACCAGUCUGGGUGGUGGGACGGUCUUAUUAUAGAUGAGAAGAGUGACAAGGCUGUCCGUGGGUGGUUCCCGCAGAACUACACGAAACCGUUGCGGGAUCACCACAGACUCUUUGGGAAGCGAUCAAGCUCGCGCAGCUCGCGUAGAAGCAGUUUCAACAGCACGUCCAGGCCGAGCGUGGCGAUGAACGUGAUCGGUGGCAACGCGGGUACUGGAGAUGGGGGAAGUAUAGGUGCUUAUCUCAACGUGGUAAACUCGAGAAACAGUAUGAGCAGACGUGGUUCGUCGCACUUGGCACAGUCCUCUACUUCCCCUAUGUUGAUGACUUCUACUAGUGGGUCUCUGGAGAGGACAAAUUCCAUGCCUCAUAAUGCGCUAUCGCCUAGAAUGAAAGGCCAGGAUAAUGCGCGCUCAUCUUCGGUGAUUUCACACAAGCCAAAUUUGAGCACGUCCUCCUCCAGAUCGAUGUCAAGUGUGGAAGUCAGAAACCAGCGAGAGGCAUCUAAGAGUUCAGAGACAACCGCAGACAAACAUGAGGAGAUUAAAGUUUUAUCCCUAGAAGAAAUAGAGAUGGUCAUUAAUAGUUUACACUCAGAUAUUACCCCUACAUGGGUUCCGAUACCUUUAGUGACAACUAGUGGAGUAGAAGGCAAGACUAAUGAUAAGUUGGUCUACUAUAAUAAAGAUUUAGAUUUAUACUGUUCUGAGCUGCCAUUGAUCUCUAACUUGAAUUUUGAAUCAGAACUUGAGGCUAAUCGUGAUACCAAAUUUCCAACACAUGAUCACUUAGUGAGUUUACAACCAAAAUAUCUAAAGACAAUAACAGCCCCAAGUCCUAGAACGACACCUAGUUCUGAUAUACCAGCAGAUAUAGAUGAUGCUGCCUCUACAAAUAAAUCUGAAAAGGAUACUAACGAUCAUGGGAAUACAGAUAAUACUGAGGCAAAAAAAUAUGAAAAGGUUGAGAAGAACGAGAAGAAUGAAGAAACAGACGGGCAUAAAAAACAACACAGUUCACAUGUGAAGCAGCCUGUCAUGUCAAGAAGUGAUUGGUUUUAUCAGUUAUCCAAGGAUAUUACGACUUGGUCAGAAUUGCAUGAUUUAACGGCAUAUUAUGCCAAACUGGCACACAGAAUGUUUCUGUCGGACAACAAAUAUAACUUCAUGAAAUUUUUUGAUUUGACUUCUAAUUAUAUUACAUUUAUGGUAUUAGCAUGCAGGCUUAUUCAAAAUCAAGAAAAAUUAAGAAAUCUUCCCAAGGAUAUAAAGAAAGUAUUCAAGCAUAUGAUCACUUCUUUGGGUAAAAUAAAUAUCAACUCGAGAUUAUUUUUCGAUGCAUCCCUCCGCAAGAAAUAUCAAUUCACUGGUGUGGAAUCUUUGGCAAAUAACACUCAGAAUCAAAAUAUCGAUAAUAAUGAUGAUGCUGCUGCUGCAGGGAAAGCCCGUGAGGAUAUAUUUGAGAAUAGCCCAAAUGCAGGAGACAGCCCACUUGCUGGUAAGAGAAAUGUAAGUACGAGCACGACAGAUACAUUAAUUCCGUACCACAAAAAUAGCUUAACUACAGAAGAAGAUAGCGGAAAUAACAGUGAUCUGAUUUCACCUUCUUAUAUUGAUGCAAAUCAGUUUUAUGCUCAUAGUUUAUCCAACUAUCAAAGGAACUCAGUCACGGCAAGUACCCCACGAACAUCAAUUCAAAGUACUGGUAUAAACUCUUCGGCAGCCACACCAACAGCAAAGGAAAAUAUACCAAAAUCAUUAACAAAAACUAUUUAUGACAUAAUUGACACCGAGUUCAAUAGACUGUUCAAGCAUAUUCAAUACCUUCAUCAUAUCCUACAAAUGUCGGUAAUUAAUGGUGAUGAUGCCUUACCACAGCUAUUACCAAGAUUCUUGAAGUCAUCUUUUAAUGGAGGAUCGUGGAAUAAUCCUUUUUCUAGCUUUAUUUCUAGUGACUCGACUAUUAAUCAAAAGAAUAGCUCACAUUCAAGUACUAGGAAUAGCAACAAUGAUAUUUUGUCGAGAUCGCAUAAUUCUUCAUUAUCGGCAAUCCAAGGAAAGUUAGGUGAUUCGUUUGCUUCAGCUGCUGGCAGCUCAGGUUUUGUAAAUGAUAACCCAUUAAUGCAUAGUAGUUCAGCCGGUAAUUUACCUCCUUUGGCAUCAGCACCCUCCUUCGUUAAUAGUUCAAAGGGAAAUCCCGCUAGACACUUUUUGAGAAAUAGACCAUCCAAGAGACGGUCAAGAUAUCCGUUAAAUAAUGAGACAUUGGCGACAAUGAAUAGAAUCUCUUCUCAGAUAUAUGAUAGACUAAACAGCCUAAACGGUGAGCACUUGAAUAUCAUGAAUCAGCCAAAGACGAGGAUGAGAAACCUUGAAAUUAAUUCUAGUAUUUAUGAACAAGUGAAUCAAAAUAAUUUAAUGCUGGAAAUUCUUGAGAAUUUAGAUUUAACCAUUUUCAUAAAUCUGAAAAGAUUAAUAAAGGCUCCACCCUCAACUUUAGAUCCAGAAAGCCAAGAGUUUUUGAUUCACGCUAUGUCUUCAAUAUCUUCAGUAUUGAUAGAGUUUUUUGAUAUUAAGCAGGCAUUUCAUGAUAUUGUUAUGCGUUUAAUUAUGACCUCCCAGCAAACUACAUUAGAUGAUCCAUAUUCUUUUGCAUCAAUGAGAUCAAAUUUGAUUGUUGGAUACUAUGAACCCAUGAAACGAACUAAUACUAUUGGAAUGAAAAGCUUCAAUCAAAGAAAGACUGAUAAACAUGCUGCAGAAUUGUAUAAAUCAUUAGUUAGUCAAGAUGUUGAGUUUAAUGACCUGAACUUCUUGAAUAACUCUGAUGAUUUCAUAGAUGCGUGUGAAAAAUAUGUUGAGAUUGCAAACCUAUCUUGUAUCGUUGUCGAGCAACUAACAGAAGAGCGUGAGAAUUUAUUGAAUUAUGCUGCGAGAAUGAUGAAGAAUAGAUUGACUACCGAACUUUUAAAGGGUGAACAAGAACGCUGGUUUGAUAUUUAUUCUGAGAAUAACUCUGACGAUGAGGAUGAAUUACCCCGUGAAAACGAGGCAGGUGAAGAAAAUGAAGCACAAAAAGAAGUAUCAGGACAAGUAACUGAAUUACCAUGGUUUCUGUUGCCGGAAUACGAAGAUGAUUUGAUCUACGAUACCAAAGGUAAAAUUCGUGGUGGAACAAAGGUUGCACUUAUCGAACACCUAACGUGUCAUAGUAUUAUCGAUGCAAGUUUCAAUGUUACAUUGCUAAUGACCUUCAGAAGUUUUAUGACUACAAGGGAAUUCUUUUAUGCAUUGAUUUAUAGAUACAACCUAUACCCGCCUGAAGGUUUGAGUUUUGAUGAGUAUAAUAUCUGGAUAGAAAGAAAGCUGAAUCCUGUGAAAUGUAGAGUUGUGAAUAUUAUGAAAACCUUUUUGACUCAGUACUGGACGCCCAAAUAUAAUGAAUCAGGCGUAGGUGUUAUUGUUAGCUUUGCCAAGAUGGCCAUAUCAGAGAAAAUACCUGGUUCCGACAUACUACUAUCAAAAAUUAAUGAAAACAUUUUUGGGAAUGAUGCUCAAACACCAUUGGAAGGUGAGAAUCCUUUGAAUUCCCUUCAAUCUGUUGGCCUGCCAACCAAGAAUAAUGUUGAACAAACUGCUGUUAAAUUGCAUAGCUCAAUGAAAUCCUCUGACUUAUUGGAUAUUGAUCCGUAUUUAUAUGCAGCACAACUGACUCUAAUUGAACAUGACUUGUAUCUGAGAAUAACUAUGUUUGAAUGUUUAGACAGAGCUUGGGGAAAUAAGUACUGUGAUAUGGGCGGCUCACCUAACAUUACAAGAUUUAUUGCGAAUGCCAAUAGUUUGACCAAUUAUGUUUCUUUCACAAUUGUCAAACAUGCUGAUGUUCAGAAAAGAGCUAAAUUAAUUCAAUAUUUCAUUACAGUUGCUCAGCAUUGUAAAGAGUUGAACAAUUUUUCAUCAAUGACCGCUAUCGUUUCAGCCUUAUAUUCUUCGCCUAUUUAUAGGUUGAAGCAAACAUGGAAUUUAGUACCAACCGAAACAAAAGAAGUGUUAGAUAACUUAAACAGUUUGAUGGACUCGAAGAGAAAUUUUAUCAAAUAUAGGGAAUUACUGAGAUCGGUUAAGGAUGUCGCUUGUGUUCCAUUUUUUGGUGUCUAUCUAUCAGAUUUAACAUUCACAUUCGCAGGUAAUAGUGAUUAUCUUGAUGGAAAAACAGAUAUAAUUAAUUUCGGAAAGCGGUCGAAAAUUGCAAAUAUUAUUGAGGGCAUUUUGACUUUCAAGAAAUUCCAUUACAAGCUAAAGAGGCUAGAUGAUGUGCAAACUGGAAUUGAAGAGGGAUUAGAAGGCGUUCCUCAUAUAGAGAAGCAAUACCAACUAUCUCUGCAGAUUGAACCUCGUCCGGAAACCACAAAAACUGGUAAUACCAGCGGACACCACUCCCAUGAUAGACUUAACAAAAGUAGUAAUCCAGAAUACGCAGAGGAAAAACCACAACCUUUCAUAAACUUUAGGCGAAAGAAACAAACCUCUAAAUUCUUUGGAUAA